AAAAAAUAUCAAGCCAAGAAUGAUGAACACUCAAAACCUCCUCUUCCUCUCUUACUCAUCUCUCUUCAUUCUUUCACUUCAAUUCUUUCAAAAUUGUUGUGCAAAAUGUCCCCCUUCUUCCUGUGGCCUGAUUCCCAUUCGCUCCCCUUUCCGCCUCAGCAACUGUGGCGAUCCUGGCCAAGAGUUAGUAUGCGAAAACAACGUCACCUUAAUGUACGUCAACUCCCGGAAAUUCUUUGUCAAAGCAAUCCAUUACCAAAACUUCACCAUGAGGGUCUCUGAUAUUUCCACAGAUAACAACAUCUGCUCUUUACCUAUACAUUCUUCGUCCGAUUAUUAUGAUAACCGUCCUUUUAAAAGUGCAUCCGGUUAUGCCAUUAAGCUCAUUAGUUUGGUGAGCUGCGAACAUCCGUUGCGUAAUUCUUCCCUCUUUACCCAACUUACGGAGUGUCAAUAUAGCAAAUAUACAUAUAUAAACGUCGAAACCAUGCGUGCCAAAGAUAUGGACUCUAUGUGCACAUUAGAUACUGUACUGGCAACAUCUUGCCGAUAUCAAGAUUCGGAAUUUUUGAGUAAUGUGUCCCUCUCAGAAAUCCAUCAGUCUUUGCUAUAUGGAUUUGAUUUAAAUUGGAAAAAAUUAAUGUGUCUCUACGGAAAAGAAGGUGUCGAUCCGGAUGUGCUAGUUAAUUGCGAUCGUUCAGACCUACAACGUAAAUUGGACUACAUCAAGAACUCCUUUCUAUCACCUGAAGGUCCAACUGGAGGCUUUAUCAUGAUUUUAAUGUUCAUAUUUGCUAUUGUAUUUAUUGGGGUAGGCAUUGCAGCAAAAAUCAUUAUCACCAUCACACUUAUUGUGAUUUUUCGGACUGAAACAGAGCCAGAUUGGCUCCCCGGUGUUCAAACCUUUGGCGAGAAGAUCCCAUCAAUUGUAGAUAUUAGAUACCACUUUAAUGCUUCUAAUUCGGCAAUUGUUUACUCGGAACUAAGGAUCAUCAUGGGGUUUCUCUGCGCGAUGGGGUUCCUGAUCUACAAAUUCCAGAGAAGGCGUUUGUCCGCGUACGAGGAAAUAGAGAGCUUCCUACAGAGUGACAACCAUCUGUCCCCUAUCAGGUACUCCUAUUCGGACAUAAAGAAUAUGACUAGAAAUUUCCGAGAAAAACUAGGUGAAGGUGGUUUCGGCUCUGUUUACAAAGGAAAGCUCCGAAGUGGCUAUUAUGUAGCCGUCAAGCUAUUGGGAAAAGCUAAAAAAAAUGACAGAGAUUUCAUCAAUGACAAAGAUUUCAUCAAUGAAAUCGGAACAAUUGGGAGGAUCCAUCAUGUCAAUGUUGUCCAGCUUGUAGGAUAUUGUGUGGAGAGAUCCAAGCGUGCCCUCGUACUUGAUUUCAUGCCAAAUGGUUCUCUUGACAAGUACAUCUUCAAAAUAGACAAAACAUCUUCAUUGGAUUGGGAUAUGAAAUUCAAGAUUGCAAUUGGAGCUGCUCGAGGGAUUGAGUAUUUGCAUAGCGGUUGUGAUAUCAAGAUCUUGCAUUUUGAUAUCAAGCCUCACAAUAUACUUCUUGAUGACAAGUUUGUCCCCAAGAUCUCCGAUUUCGGGCUGGCAAAGUUAUGCUCGGUAGACAAGGACACGGUGACGAUGACAGUUGCUAGAGGCACCAUAGGCUAUAUUGCUCCAGAACUCAUCACCAGAAGCAUCGGCCUAGUUUCUCACAAGGCCGAUGUGUAUAGUUUUGGUAUGUUGUUGAUGAAUAUGGCGGGCGUAAACAGAGAUUUGAAGGGAAACAAUGAUGAUGCAAGUAAGUAUUUCCCAUGUUGGAUAUAUGACUGCAUUAACCAAGGCAAGGAGAUUGGAAUUGUUGAAGAAGCGCACAACAAUGUUGACGAUGUGAAUGAGAAUGGAAAAAAUGCCCUUAAGAAGAUGGCAAUAGUUGACUUAUGGUGCAUACAAAUGAAUCCACGUAGUCGUCCAUCAAUGAAGUUGUGGAGAUGUUGGAAGGCGGUGUUGAAGACCUGAAAAUUCCAGAUUAUCCAGCUCAGUUAGUGAUUGAGGACAAUAAUCAAGCUGCCGAUUCAAGUGUUUCUUCAUCACUAUUUAGUUAUGACAAUGGUAGUAGCAUUAAGAUUAGUAUAGCAUGAAUAUGUAUUCUGGGCUGUUUUUGCUUGAAAUGAUCAAGCAUAUUUGUAUCAAAUUUGUCACCGUUGAAUUAUUGUUUUUCCUUCUUUGUCACAA
This is a messenger RNA of Salvia hispanica, 2227 nucleotides long. Lineage: Eukaryota; Viridiplantae; Streptophyta; Magnoliopsida; Lamiales; Lamiaceae. The record is from RefSeq and is a predicted model, not a curated record.